AUGGAUCCAGGUGCGUUAAGACAGUCGGGCACAUAUCAGCUGCUGCCUGCGAGUCCGGUAGGCAGCGCCACUGGAACAGCGGAAGUCGAAGAUAUUCUGCGGAAAGAUAUUUCUUCAUUUGCUGCUGAACCUGUCUUCAACAUGAUCCACGUGGAUGAGGAUGAUCCCAUCGGGGCACUUCUCACGAGGCAACUCAUUGUUUCAGAGGUGGACCCCAGCUUUCCAUACCGUGAUGUGCAGAUCCGACGUGGGGUUGACAUGAAGGAACUUUACGACCUACAAAGUGAGCUCGGACGGGGCAAGUUCGGGACGGUGUACCGCUGCCGCGAGCGCGCCACGGGGCUGCAGCUGGCCGCCAAGGUGGUGGCGACGCCGCGGCGCGAGGACCGGCGCAACGUGGAGCGCGAGGUGGACGUGAUGCGGCAGCUGCGCCACCCGCGCCUCAUCCAGCUCUACGACGCCUUCGACAACGGCAAGGUCAUGUGCGUCGUGCUCGAGCUCAUUGAAGGGGGAGAAUUGUUUGAGCGUGUAAUUGAUGAUGACUUCAUCUUAACAGAAAAGGCAUGUACUGUUUUCAUGCGUCAAAUAUGCGAAGGAAUAGAGUUCGUUCAUAAACAAAACAUCUUACACUUGGACCUGAAGCCAGAGAAUAUUCUUUGCCUCACAAAAACUGGAAAUAGGAUAAAGAUAAUUGACUUUGGAUUGGCUCGCAAAUUUGAUCCAACAAAGAAAUUACAAGUUUUGUUUGGAACCCCUGAAUUUGUGGCACCAGAAGUGGUUAACUUUGAUCAAAUUGGUUUCGGUACUGACAUGUGGUCAGUAGGAGUAAUUUGCUAUGUUCUUCUCUCUGGUCUGUCUCCAUUCAUGGGAGAAACAGACAUCGAGACUAUGGCCAACGUAACCAUAGCAAAGUACGAUUUUGAUGAUGAAGUUUUCAAUGAAAUAUCGACAGAGGCCAAGGACUUCAUCCAGCAGCUUCUCAUCAAAGAAAAGGACGAGCGCAUGACGGCCAGUCAGUGCCUCAGCCACCGCUGGCUGCAGCGCAAGCCCCCACCCGGGGCCCGCCGCUCCCGCCCCCGCCGCCCCCUGGACAGCUGACGCCGCCAAAGAUAACUGCGCUCUCUUCGUGAGACCGUGGAACGAGCACCCCAACAGUCCCACCUCUCGACCACGUUCGUGCACACCAUCUCCCCGUGCGCGCCCGGGCCUCGCCCCCGCCCCCCGCCGCUCGC
This is a messenger RNA of Gryllus bimaculatus (two-spotted cricket), 1232 nucleotides long. The record is from the annotation of a GenBank genome assembly. NCBI's taxonomy places the organism in Eukaryota, Metazoa, Arthropoda, Insecta, Orthoptera, Gryllidae.